CUCUUAUAAGGGUGCACCCGUUGAUCUGGGCUGUUGGCCGAAUUACUACACAGCCAAGGCAGCGCCAUCAGCGCUAGGAUUUCCGGUAGAUGAACAAAUAUAUCCGAGGACUAGUCUUUCGAGCUAUGUGAUGAUGACCCCCGAACCCGUACUGGUACCCACCCGGACCAUCUAUCACCCGAAUAGUCUAAGGACUGUCGAAGGACGUGUUCUGUGAGCUCGAAUCAUAGCUUGUCUCCUUAGCAGACUUCAGUCCUCCUUUAUUCAGGUGCCGAGUGUCGGUUUAUCCUAGCAUCAUGCCUCCAAAUAUACGACCCCCAACAGCUCGGUACACCAUACUGGGCGACGACAACGACUCAGGCGAGAAGACAUCUUCUGGAAGUAGGGCCCGAGGAUCUCCGUUCUUCACACACCUGGUUAAGUUCUGGCGAGAGCUGGCAAUUUUAGGUCUCUGUAUCGUGUGUGCAUUCGUCACGCUCGAGCACUCUCUGGAGCCAUUUGGAAGGGGGACAGGGGCACAAGUCCAAGACUAUCGCCUAACAUCGGACGAGGAGCGAUGGAGACAAUUUCAUUGGGUCUCCGAUGUCUAUAGCUCCAAAGGUCCGGGAGCCGAAGACGCUGUGAAUGCGGCCUGGGAUCGAAUUGUGCCAGCGUUUGGAUUUGUAGCUGUCAACCAUACGUGGGCUGCGGAGCACAAUCUCCCGGCCAGCAUGGGCCUUCCUUCGGAUUCUUCCAAAGGUGUCUACAUUAUCGAUGCAUAUCAUCAGCUCCACUGUCUCACCAUCAUCCGCAAGACCCUCACCGAAAUCGUCUCGGGUAAGACUCCCAGUGUACCAAUGCCGCACUCCAUGCAUUGUUUCGAUAGCUUGUUGCAAUAUGUGAUGUGUGGUAACUCGGGGGAUACUUUGUUGUAUACUUGGGGUCGCAACGAGACGGGGGAUGGGCAGCUGCGGAAAUGUGUUGACUGGGACAGCAGGAAGAAGUGGGUGAGAGAAAAUACGGCGUGCUAUGCAGACGGUGACCAUCCGAUUCCGCUGUUUGAUCAUUUUAAUCACUGCGAGAUCAACGACGAUGGCAUAUCGGGACUUGUGUGAAUGUUUGAUUGGUUUCGGAAACUGUACAGUAGUAGGCAGAGAGGAAGAAUCAGCUAUUCAUAGUAGUCAUAAAAGUUUGAUUCGCUCCAAGACAACACAAAGGAUAAUUACAUAGAUCAUACACUUCCCGAACUCUCCCCAAU
Messenger RNA from Hypoxylon fragiforme, 1237 nucleotides. RefSeq lists its product as uncharacterized. The record is from RefSeq and is a predicted model, not a curated record. The transcript has 3 exons. The coding region runs from base 297 to 1094 and encodes 265 amino acids. Gene Ontology annotation, biological process: mycotoxin biosynthetic process. Lineage: Eukaryota; Fungi; Ascomycota; Sordariomycetes; Xylariales; Hypoxylaceae.